AUGAUGAUUGAGAAGAAAAUGCAUCGUUUCGUUUUAAUUAUUUUCAUAAGUGCUUCUCUAGCAACUGAAAUGAAUUAUGAAGCAUGUAAAGGAACAUCUCAAUAUGAUCGAUGCUCAACAAAUAGUGCUUGUGGCUGUUUCCAUCGAAUCAAUACUAAUGAAAGUAGCAUUUGUGGCUUUCUUUGGACAUCAUGCUCUCAACUUGAACCAUGUCGUCCUUCGGAUAACACAUGUGAUCAAAAAGAUUCAAUUUGCGUCCAUCAUCGCCGAUGUCACAAUCAUCCUGUUUGUUAUCCAUUGUCAAUGAUGAAUAAGCAAAUAUGUCCAUCAAUCACAACAACCACAAUAAGUACACCUGUUCGAGAACCAAAAUGGUCAUUUACAAAGAAUCGAAACGUCACACGAUUCGAAAAUACAGCAUCUGUCUUAUCCGAUGGAAAAGUAUUAGUUGUCGGUGGAUAUGGUCGAUAUGGACAUGAAUGUUUCAAUACAGCAGAAUUGUACGAUCAUACGACAGGAAACUGGACAUUGGCUGCAUCUUUGAGUAUUGAACGAGUUUUUCAUACGGCUUCUGUUUUAGCUGAUGGAAAAGUAUUAGUUGUUGGUGGAUUAAACUGUAGGAAACGUGGAUGUGUUCAAAGUGCUGAAUUAUACGAUCCAAGAACAGAUACUUGGACAAGUACUGGUAGUUUGAACUAUCCACGAUGUCAUCAUGUAGCAACUGUUCUAAAAAAUGGAAAGGUUUUGGUAGUCGGUGGAAAUCCAGAAAAGAAACUCCUUCGUGAACCUGACGCUAAUAUUAGUAAAACAUGCGAAAUAUACGAUCCUAUAACAGGAAUGUGGACACUUACUGGUGAUAUGCAUAAUGGACGAGCAUUUGAACACCAAGCAUCUAUAUUACACGAUGGAAAGGUCUUGGUUACUGGUGACUCGACUACAAUAGAUUUCAAACAAGUUGCUGAAUUAUAUGAUCCAUUGACAGAAUCGUGGACAGUUACUGGGAAGACAAAUUAUAAUCGACAAUUCCAUACAGCGACUGUGUUGAACAACGGGAAAGUAUUAGUAGCCGGUGGAGUCGCAUAUAACCAAAGUACUGCUGAACUGUAUGAUCCAAAAACUGGAAAUUGGACGCUCACUGGUAGCAUGAAUGAUGGAAGAGGAGCACAUGGUGCAUCAUUAUUAACUAAUGGAAAAGUAUUAGUUGUUGGUGGAGACGAUCGUACUUCUAUGGGUCUUGAAAGUGCAGAAUUGUAUGAUCCUGUGACAGAAAGCUGGUCCCGGACUGCUCCUAUGCAACUCGGUAGAACUUUGGCUCAAACCUCUAUGUUAUUCGAUGGUAGUGUAUUAGUCACUAGUGAUCCAAAUGUGGAAUAUUUAACUGUUGGUACUGCGGAAAUCUAUUCAUACUGA
Adineta ricciae is the source of this 1410-nucleotide messenger RNA. NCBI's taxonomy places the organism in Eukaryota, Metazoa, Rotifera, Eurotatoria, Adinetida, Adinetidae. The record is from the annotation of a GenBank genome assembly.